Molecule: messenger RNA, 4737 nt
Organism: Trypanosoma grayi
Lineage: Eukaryota; Euglenozoa; Kinetoplastea; Trypanosomatida; Trypanosomatidae
Product: E3 ubiquitin-protein ligase TRIP12
Exons: 1
Coding region: 1-4737 (1578 amino acids)
Biological process (GO): proteasome-mediated ubiquitin-dependent protein catabolic process; protein polyubiquitination
Molecular function (GO): ubiquitin protein ligase activity
Source: RefSeq, a predicted model, not a curated record
AUGGACGCGGAGAGCGGCGUCUCACAGCGGAAGGCGACGAAGGAGAUAGCGACCAUGCGGGAGAACAUUAGUAGUGAUGACGAAGUCCGUCAAAUAGCAGGCCUGAACGAGCUUUGUAAUAUGCUCAGCAUGGGGAAUUCAAUGACAAUCGGUUUUAUACGACCGAAUGUACUUGUUCCAUCUAUGUUGAACUGCCUCAGGAAAGAGGACAAUAUUGAUCUGAUGAUACUAGCUGCACGUGCGCUGACAUAUCUGGUAGAUGCAAUUAGCUCAACUGUGUACGUGCUGGGAUCGGAGGGUGGCGUGGAGGCUAUUCUUCUUCAUCUGCAAGAAGUUAAGGAUAUUGAGCUGUCGGAGCAGUGUUUAACUUGUGUGGAGAAGAUCACUCAAAAUACAAAUGGGGCUGUGAUGGUGCUCCAGAAGGGCGGUGCCAAGGCGCUUUUGAUAUAUGUUGAUUUUUUUAGCUCCUCUUCGCAGCGCAAGGCGUGGACCAGUGUGGCGGCGAUGUGCCGUCGUGUGGACGUGUUGUCGUUUCAUCAUGUGAGUGACUCCUUAGGUGAGAUUCGGGCACGCGUCAACCACACGGACGGGAAGAUCGCAGAGAAGGUCAUUACUUGUCUUUACCGUAUUAUCCUGGGUGUUCGCACCGAUCAAAAACUCGUCGCCAGCGCCUUUGGUGAUGUCUGCAUGCCGCUGCUGGAGCUUCUCACGCGGGGCGAUAUUCCGGAGAGUACUUUCUCCAUUGCGCUCUCGCUCAUUGGUGUGGGUAUCUCGCACAGCACAGAGGUCACCCGCCGCAUCAUUGAGAGUGGCCUCGUAGAGUGUCUACUCGCCCUUACCACAAGCGCCUCGGAGCAGCUGCGCUCACCUUCGAUGAGCCCAACGCUUCUCCCUGCCAAGGCACCGGCUGCAUCCUUCACAAGCAGCCCACUGGUGCGGCCGCCGCCAGCAUUAACGUCAGCAGCAACAGGAGUGGUGCGCGAGCGACGGCUCACGAUGGAGCAGACUAAGAACAUUUGUGUCGCGCUCGCAGGGCUACUGCCGAAGGUCACCGAAAGUAAUCUUCCUCCUGGUCACGUCCUCACCGAGUUGGUUGAGGAGCGGACGCGAGGGACGCAAUUGCAGGGUGGACUGUUUUUCAAUGAUGCUAAUUACGACGAAGAGGAUAACGAUGAGGAGGAGGUAGAAGAGACCCUCAACCACGAGGAGAUGCGUAUGCGCAUUACUGAGGAAGGUAUUGCGCUCGAGAAGAAUACACAAUAUUCAAAAUGUGUCAUAGCACAUGUAUGCGACAGUUGUGGCAAGUCGUGCAGGCCUGGGGAUUGGUUCCGCUGCAACAAAUGUUCUGACUUCGACUACUGUGGGCAGUGCUUGUUGAUGAAUUGGAAGGAGCACAGUGGAAACUCGUUACAGCACAGUUUCUGUGAUAUGGGUGAAGUAAUUCAAGGUGUGAGAACACCACCGGGAGCUCAAAGGGUGAAGGAGGGUGACGCCAUUGACGUCGUCAACGCUGAGCGUGAGAAUCUGUAUAGGAAUUACCCGCAUCUACUUGUCAUUAUCCUCAGAGGACUGCCCAAGAUGGUUGCACUUUUCAACGAAUCAGAGACACAUGUUGUGCGCCACCACAGUUUGGCAUUCAUUGACCGGGCUGUCUACAUGGCUUCAGCGGAGAAGCUGCUGAAGAGUGGACUUGCGGAGGCUGCUGUGUGCGAGAUGAUUGUGGCGGCAUUAACAGACACCAGUAUUGUAUUGAAUGCACAAGUGAUGCCGCUUUGCCGCAAGUUGCUGGAUAAGUUGCCUUCGGUUUACAUAUCAGCAUUUAUGCGUGAGGGUGUCACAAAUACGUUGGCAAAGAUUCAAAAGUCGAAUCAGCCGGCCGUAAGAGGCGGUAAUGGCAAGGCUGAAGAGACGAAUUCAUCGAGCGAGCGGCUCCAUACCACAUCUGAGUGGCGUGAGUUUGUUGCAUCGGAGGCGGGUAGCCUGCUGAGCAUGUUCCCCGCUCUCAGCGACGAUACACGGAGCGAGCGGCUCACUACAGUUAUGCGAUUGUUACAGGACGGCUCCCUCCAGGAGGCCUUUGAUACCCUUCGGCUGGCACUUCUUGAAGAGACUACCUCUUUUGAACUUUCAUCCAGCAACAUGUUACAUGAACUUCGUGAUAUAUUGACGCGUGCUAACGACGUCAAUGUCGUGAUUGAUCUCGUGAGAACUUUGGCAAAAGAGGUAGGGAAUGGUCCUUGUGCCCUGACGCGGUUUGUGCGUCACCUGCAAACUGUUCUGUCGCAGUUGGAUCAGUUUCAUGCUCCCAGCUUUGGUAGUGUGAACAGCAUUCAUAUGCAAAUCCCAGUGCGCCUCGUUCCGCACUCGAGUGACGCACCAACGCAGAGGACCGUCGUUGCGUCCAAAGGUGCUGCGAUGAGGGGGCCGCCUGCAACAGCUGCCUCAAAAGAGGCUUCAUCGAGGCGCCCUGCCCGUGCACCGUCAGCACGAACAGGCACUACAACUACACUAACAUCAUCACUUGUGCAACCUUCCUCGUCGGGGCAUGCCACUGUUCCGUCAUCCACAUCGAGGAGCUCCCAAGAGGGACGCGAAGCUACUGUGAGCGUUGAGCCACUGACGGACAUAGAGGCACUCAUGUCAUUUGUUGGGUCAAAUGUGCUCCCUGGAGGCAACAUGGGCCGUCGUCGUAUGGAGGAUGAAGAACAAAUAGAGGAUGUGCUUCCAGAAUUGGGCAACCAUGACAAGACUGAGAAACGCGUGCAGGCGAAAAAGGGGGCGCAGGAAAGGCCAGUGCCACGUGUAUAUCUCCGUCAUGGCUCCCACGUAUUGCCACCGUCAAUGACCAUAUUGCAGGUACUUCAGCAGUUCCACGCCCCAUCUUGUUCGUCGAGAGCAGGAAGGAGGACCGGCCGUGGUGACGGAACACCAUCUUAUAAUCUUCUUGCCAUGCUGGAAGAAGCACCGUAUAACAUGGAAAAUAUGGUUACACUCCACUACAGCACAGCGCCGUUUGGCACUGAGUACACCAUGGAAUCACCAGUAUUCACCGUCCCGUGUGGAACACCGGCAGACACUCUCGUUGUAAAGUUGCCAUCGGAAGACAUCCGUCCACCGGCGAUUUUGGACGUGAUGCGUGCAUUACACCAGAAGUUUCCGUUUAGCAGCCGCUUCCUCACCAUCGCGCAGAAGGAUGUGCUGACUCUUCUAGGCAUCAUUUAUGAGGCGCUGCAAAACUGGUCAGAGCUCCUGAGGUACCGCAUGGGAUCCUCUUCAGAGAGCACUUUAAGUGCAGAUGUAUGGUCGCCGUCAACCGCGCUUGGUGAAUUCAUUCAUCAAAAGCUGAACAACAAGGCCAUGCGGCACUGCUCCAACCUCCUCCUCGCGGGUCAACAUCUCUCUACUUGGGCCGUCAACCUAGCGCUUGACUGUAACUUCUUGUUCACUUCGACCACACGGAAAUUUCUAUUUGAGGUGAGCUUCUGUGGCACACUCCGCUCCCUUGUGCAGAUGCAGGAGAACAUGGAAAAGUACGGGGUGCGGGAUUCUCUCAAUAUGGAUCAUCAGUUCUUGCGAACGUAUCGUUUGCACCGCGCGAAGAAGCGUGUAUGGCGAGAUAAAGCCUUGACGUGUGCUAUGCAGAUAUUUGGGGGUGGGCGUACCAGUGGGUCUGUGGUGCUGGAGUUUGAGUACUACAACGAAAAUGGGAGUGGAAGUGGCCCAACAAUGGAGUUCUAUUCACUUGUCUCGGAUGAGCUGCGUGAGAUAAACCUUGGCCUUUGGCGCCGGACGGACGAGACGCCAGAUGAAAAAUAUUUCAGGCCCCACAACGGUGUGUACCCGCUUCCAUUGCCGCCCGACUCGCGCGAGAUCGCGCGAGUCGAGCCGUACUUUCGCCUGCUAGGCCGCUUCCUGGCGCGGGCGCUGUUAGACAGGCGUAUUCUCACCAUUUCGCUUUCGCCAGUGCUGCUGAAGAUGCUUAGAGGUGAUGAGUGCGGGGUGUAUGAUUUGGUUGACAUCAGCGAGUCACUUGGCGCGUCGAUUGUGGCGCUCGCCACUGCGGCCCGCAGUGGUGCCGCGUUGGUUCAGCUGUCGGGCUCUGCAGCGCCCUGUGCGGUGGAGGAUUUGUUGCUCGACUACACACUGCCUGGAGAUGGCCUCAUUGAGCUGAAGAAGGGCGGCGCAAACAUACCAGUGACCUCGAAGAAUCUUCUUGAUUACUGUGAUGCUGUCACAUCAUUUAUGCUUCGUGCUGGCGUGGAGCACGCCUUAAAGGCUCUUCGUAGCGGCUUUCACGACUAUAUCCCACUCUACGCGCUGCGGAUGCUUACCGUGGCAGAGCUACACGAAGCUAUCCACGGCCAUGCAGGACUUGUUACUGUUGAGGAGCUGGAGGCGAACUGCCACGCAGACCAUGGUUACACCAUGACGUGCUGCCAUGUACGGCAGUUGUUUGAAAUCAUCGCCUCCUUUGACGAGGAGGAGCAACGCCGCUUUUUCCUCUUCCUCACGGGCUCCUCGCACCUGCCAGUAGGGGGCCUCGCAAAUAUGCAGCCCAAGUUUACGAUUGUGCGCAAGACCUCUUCUGAUUGUAAGGUUCGGGAACAGGAUCAGCUUCCCUCCGCCAUGACGUGCCAGAACUAUUUGAAGCUGCCGGCAUACGAAAACAAGGAGCAGAUGGAACAGAAGCUACGUCAGGCAAUCGAUGAGGGAUGUGGUGCCUUUCUGCUAACGUAA